Messenger RNA from Aspergillus fijiensis CBS 313.89, 1623 nucleotides. RefSeq names its product alpha/beta-hydrolase. The record is from RefSeq and is a predicted model, not a curated record. NCBI's taxonomy places the organism in Eukaryota, Fungi, Ascomycota, Eurotiomycetes, Eurotiales, Aspergillaceae. The coding region runs from base 1 to 1617 and encodes 538 amino acids. The transcript is spliced from 5 exons.
AUGACUCCGUGGGCGACUUUUGGGUGGCUCGGCCUUGCUUCCCUGGCUCUGGCCGAGUUGAACCCUCCUUAUUAUGCGGAUCUGAGUUGGCAACCCGCGCGGACCUUGUCCAACUGGUCGAACUUGACCGUCGAGACCCGGACCGGAACCUUCAUUGGCAUGUUGAAUGAUACCUAUCCCAAUGUCCGCCAGUUCUUGCGGGUGCCCUAUGCGCAGCCACCGGUUGGCGACCUCCGCUGGCUUCCUCCUCAGAAACUGGCGCACUCGUCGAAAAGAAUUGACUCGACUCGAUUUGGCCCGGCAUGUCCGCAGUAUGUUGCUGCGGGCGAGUCCAUGUGGGCUCAAUAUGAGCCGCCGAAUCUCCUACUGAGUAUCGGCGAAUCCGACAACCAGGGCUCCGUCGCGUGGUCAUCCUCGGAAGACUGCCUAUCACUGGCCAUCUGGACCCCGGCCUAUGCCAACGAAACCUCCCAGUUACCCGUCGCGCUCUUCGUCACGGGAGGAGGAGGGACCACAGGGGGCAUCGCGAUCCCCUCCCAGCUGCCUUCGAACUGGGUUGCCAACUCGCAGGAGCAUAUUGUGGUGACCAUUAACUACCGGGCAAAUAUUUUCGGCAAUCCCAAGUCUAAAGCUUUGAAGGAGACAUCCUUGACUCUGAUGGAUGUGCGCGCGGCGGUGGAGUGGGUGUCGGAGAAUAUUCGGGCAUUCGGGGGAGAUCCAGAGAACAUUAUGCUGUGGGGCCAAUCCCAGGGCGCUGCCCUGACACACCUCUACACCCUCGCCUACCCGGAUGAUCCUCUCGCGGUCCGCUUCGGCGUGAUCUCUGCGCCCCCGUCGGUGACCAUCAACACCACUGAGACGGAGGACGUCUAUGAGGACUUCCACAUCGUUGCCAAGGGUCUGGGAUGCAACUACGGAGACGACGCCGAGGCGGAGCUGGAGUGCAUGCGCCAGGUGUCCUGGGUUCAGAUCGAGGAGUAUAUCAACCGCUACAACGGCACCCCGUCCAUCGCGUUCACGAACUAUAUCCCCGACGAGAAGUACAUCUUCGCCAAUGAAACCGAGCGCUACCGACUGGGUCGAGUGGCUCCCGGGCCGGCGAUCCGCUCCAACGCCGCCCGCGAAGAUCCCAUCACCCCCGGUAAUGACACCGCCACCAUGGAGACGACCGGCGAAUGGCUCUGCGCGUCGUACAAGGAUGCGCUCUUGCGGGCCUCACUGGGCCUCGAGACGUACCGGUACGAGUGGGCGGGCAAUUUCACCAACAUCAGCCCCGUUCCCUGGCUGGGCGCGUUCCAUUGGUCCGAUCUAUUGAUGAUCUUUGGUACGUACAUGCUGGAUGUCGGGGAGAUCUCGGAGCUAGAGGUCACGACCUCGCGGACGAUGCAGGAUUAUUUGCUGGCGUUUCUCAAGGACCCUGCCACAGUCAGCACGGCGGUGGGUUGGCCAGCGUUCAAUGCCAGUGCCCCAUCUGGAGGGUUGAUUCUGGAGUUUGGGAACACGACGGCCGUGCGAAACGUCACGGGCGAUUUCCUGGAGGCCGGUUGCUGGGACUCCAGCGCUCCGUUCCGCAUCUUCGGACGCGAUGAGAGAGUUCCGCUGGAGUGGAGGGGAUAGAUCUGG